AUGCCUUCUCAACCUCAAUCCAAACAGAGUUUCCUUCCGCUCGAGGAUGGCUCACACCAUGAAGCAAAAGAAGAUGCUUUUGCAGCCCCCAAACGCAUCAUCAUUUGCUGUGAUGGUACUUGGCAGUCCUCGGUGUCAGGCCUGAAGAACAUCCCGUCCAAUGUUACAAGGCUUGCCCGUUCAAUUGCUCGUAGCGGCAAGGACAAAGACGAGAAAGUGUGGCAGCAAGUAGUUUACUACGAUGCUGGCAUUGGAACGGGAGACCUGGGUCAGGCAGAAGCCAAUCGGCAGGGAGGUGCUGGCAUUGGCUUUGUGGGCAACGUUAUUGAAGCCUACAACUUUAUCGUCCUGAACUACAAUAUUGGUGACGAGAUCUUUUGCUUUGGCUUCUCUCGAGGAGCUUAUACCGCUCGUGCAGUCGCAGGUCUCGUCACUGAUAUUGGUAUUGUCUGUCCCAAGGAUCUGCAAGAUUUCCCUGACCUUUACGCCCUAUACCAGAAGAAUCCUGAUGGUUUCCAUUUCCGCAAGUCACAAGCUUACAUGGAAUGGGUUAACGGUGUGCCAUCUAAGAAGGAGGCUAACGGGGGAUCUCAAAUUCAGUCUCAAUGGGACAGUCCUCCUCAUCACGAUGCCCCUGAGUCGUCUAGAUUCGUCAAGGUUGUCGGUGUUUUUGACACUGUUGGAAGCCUGGGUAUCCCCGAUUUGCCAUGGACUCGUUUCAAUCUCAAGUUUCUCGAGAAGGCCGUCGGGAUCGCCGAUCCUGGUUUUCAUAACAUUCAUCUGAGCCCUUACAUUCAUCAUGCUUACCAUGCUUUGGCUCUGGACGAACAUCGAGCACCCUUCUCGCCCAGUCUUUGGCACUUCCCAGCCAACAAGAACCAUCACCCUCCCAAGCCCGCUAAGGAUGUACAGCAGCUUUGGUCCGAUUGGGAGAAGAUUUACAAGAACCCCAGCGCAACGAAAAAGCAGCUAGAAGAUGCAUGGGGUGCUGUAGUUGAUGGCGUACACAUCAACAUCGGCGGCGGGAAUGAUGACCUCCUUACUGAGAAGAAGAGUGAUCUCGAGCAAAUCGCACUGAUUUCAUUCGCCUGGAUGUGUGAGCAAGUCGCUCCUUAUUUGCAGUUUGUCGAAGACGGUAGCUUGAGUGAGCUUGGAAAAUCAGCAGUCCAAGACCGCUAUAACCUCCUCAAACCACUCCUAACUAACAUCCAAAACGGAGAUGAGAAGGACUACGGCCCUGGGCCAUUGUCUAGCCGCAUUUCAGCCUCCUUGGACCGCACAGGUAUCAAGAAAGCAGACGUUCGUAAGAUCCCAGAGGAGACGGUCAGCGGCUGGGCAACUGGGCCUAUCGUCGACAGCUUCACCGGCGCCAUGAUCGCCGGAGGCUCCGUCGACAGAGUUCCUGGCAACUAUACCAAGGACGACAAGGGUCGCGAGAUAGGUGAUACAUAUGAGAUGAUCCAUCCGUGCGUCAAGUAUCGCAUGAGCAAAAUUCCGAGCUACAAGCCCAAAGCCCUGCGUGGCUUCGAGAGGACUGCUGAUGGAGGCAGGGGAUAUGUGUGGACGAAGGGCAAUGUUAAGAUCCCGGAAUUUGUGAUUAAGACCGGGGAUGCUUUCUCGAGGCAUGUUGCGGAGCAGGAUCGCAGUGCUGGCGGAAAUGCUCAGGAUUUCCUCCGGAAAAUUGACGCUGUACUUGUCUGA
This is a messenger RNA of Fusarium tjaetaba, 1701 nucleotides long. RefSeq lists its product as uncharacterized. Bases 1 to 1701 code for a protein of 566 amino acids. The transcript is spliced from 4 exons. NCBI's taxonomy places the organism in Eukaryota, Fungi, Ascomycota, Sordariomycetes, Hypocreales, Nectriaceae. The record is from RefSeq and is a predicted model, not a curated record.